CGGAGAGUGGGGGGGCUGGGUCCGAGAGUGGGCAGCAGGUGUAAGCGGAGCCUGUGUGUGUCCCAGGCAGCAAUAGGGAGGCAGCACUCACUGAGAGAGACACACAGACAUAUACACACACAUAGAGCAGGAGUGUGCAACUGGCCUGCAGUUCAACACAAGGCUACUUAUAUCUCUACAUGUUUACAAGGAGAAGAAGAAAAAAACGCGAAUGCACACAUAAGCAUUUAUAAUAUGUGCUCACAACUUUUGCGUUCUCUUUAAACACAGUUCCAGCCUCAUUUCCUCUCCUCUUUCUAGCAUCCCUAUGUACAGUGUUCAAAAUGAUGUCCAUGAACAGCAAACAGCCAGCCUUCGGGAUGCAUCACACCCUACCUGAGCACAAGUACACUUCUCUGCACUCCAGCUCGGAAGCAAUAAGGAGAGCCUGUCUACCAGCGCCGCCGCUGCAGAGUAACAUCUUCGCCAGUUUAGAUGAAACUCUGCUGGCCCGCGCCGAGGCUCUGGCGGCCGUGGAUAUCGCCGUGUCCCAGGGCAAGAGCCACCCGUUCAAGCCGGAUGCCACCUACCACACCAUGAACACGGUGCCAUGCACUUCUACCUCGAGCGUCGCCCUGCCGCACCCGUCCGCCCUGUCCUCGCACCCGCACGCCCACCACCACCACCACCCCCACCAGCCGCACCAGCCGCUCGACCCGGGGGAACUCAUCGACCACCUCAGCUCGUCUUCGCUGACCCUGGCCGGGGCCAUGGCAGUGUCCGGAGGAGGGGGCGGAGGGGCGGGAGGAGGAGGAGGAGGGGGGGACGGGGGUGGAGGGGGAGGUGGUGGUGGAGGAGGAGGAGGCGGCGGGGUGGUGUCAACCUCUUCUCACCCCCACGCGGCUCACAUGCACGGCCUGGGCCCCCUGAGCCACCAUCACCACCACCAUCACCACCAUCACCACCCCCACCCUCACCAGGCGGCCAUGGGCAUGGCGCCGCACCCUCACGGCCUGGUGGGCCACGGCGUGGCGUCCGGCCUGCCGUCGGUCAACGACGUGGACGCCGACCCGCGGGAGCUGGAGGCGUUCGCCGAGCGCUUCAAGCAGCGGCGGAUCAAGCUGGGGGUGACCCAGGCGGACGUGGGCGCGGCCCUGGCCAACCUGAAGAUCCCGGGCGUGGGCUCGCUCAGCCAGAGUACCAUCUGCCGCUUCGAGUCGCUGACCCUGUCGCACAACAACAUGAUCGCCCUGAAGCCCAUCCUGCAAGCGUGGCUGGAGGAGGCGGAGGGCGCGCACCGCGACAAGAUGAACAAGCCCGACAUCUUCAACGGCGGCGAGAAGAAGCGCAAGAGGACGUCCAUCGCUGCCCCGGAGAAGCGCUCCCUCGAGGCUUACUUCGCCGUCCAGCCUCGGCCCUCCUCCGAAAAGAUCGCGGCUAUCGCCGAGAAACUGGACCUGAAAAAGAACGUUGUGCGGGUUUGGUUUUGCAAUCAGAGACAGAAGCAGAAACGAAUGAAAUUUUCCGCCAACCACUAGCUGGAAGAGAAAAAGCGGGAUCCCCCUUUCUUCCUAUCCUCUGCCCCCCACCCCCCCCGCCACCUUUUAUUCCAGCCACCACCACCCCCCUGCGCCACUCCCCCAGCCCGUCUCCUAAAACCCCCGCUAGCAGACUCGAUAACGGACAGAUUUUUUUUCUGGGGGUGACCGAGGAUAGAUGUUCGUCCUCACUUGUCUCCCUCCCGGACUUGGUCACAGUACUUUAUUUAUGUGUGUUUAAUGGAGCCAGCGGAGGUCUGCAAACGCGUUCCUGAUCUGAUCCAAGCGAAAUCAUCGGUUUCUGAAGCGUCGUGGUGUUUGUGUUAUUUUGCCACGUUAUUGGUGAAGUAUGCAAGUCACAGGUAAUUCAGACCGCCCGGUUUCUGUGCUGAAAUUUCUAGAUUUUAAGGGGAAGCAAAAGAACAAAACUGUAACCGUGCCAGACUUGCCAUUAUCUCGUUAUUGGAAACAAAAUGCGAAGAAAAAUUGAUUGAUGUUCAGUCACUUCAGUAUAAUUUCACUCCAGUGUUCCAUUGAUGCUGCUGUGCUCCGUUUUCUCUCGUCCUUUUUUUUAAAAACAAAAAAACCAUUACCUCGACAACUUUUUGUUAUUCAUCAGCCCAUGACGUCUGUUGCGUUAGGACAUUUCGAGUCUGACUUUUCAGAAGCCGAUUGCUUCAGUUACAAAAAAAAUGCUCAGGCACGAUCGUCCAUUUGAUUUGAUAUGAGUACUUACUACUGGAGAGGGAUAACGUGUGGUUCCCCCCCAAGUAAUAUCUUUCCUUCACUUUAUCUGAUAGAAGAAGCACACUCGUGCUUGCGGAUAUUCUUACUUGAUUUGCCGUUUGGGACAGUAUUUAUGCAGAUCGUGGUAUAUAGCCUCAUUAUUAAUUAUUUUCAAUUCUUAAUAGAAAAAACAAAACAUACGAAAAAAAAAUCACAAUUGACAUUUUACAGUGAUAAUCGUUUCCAAAGGUCUGCAUGCUGAUCAGAUCAUGGUUUUGUUUUUUUUUGGCAGAUGUAACGGGCGUUAGCUGUCGGCACUCCGUUUUCUGGUAAUUGCACUAAAAGUAUGUUGCAGAGUUUAGUAUAUCGUACUGGGUGGAGAACAUGUUAGCGUAUUAUGGUUUACGAUCUAAAUUCAAGCGAUUCUCGCAUCUAAAGCUUGAUACAGGACUACCAAAAGUUUGCGCAUUAAAUAUUUACACUAAAUUAUUGAUUCUGUUUUGGGUAGGAAUAUCUCCUUAGCAGGCAUCUAAAAUACGUGCGCAGGAGCAAAAUGACUGCAUGAGCUGAGGAUGGAAUACCGAAUUUGGCGCCUAUGGAUUUGAUAUAAAAAUCUUAUGUCUGCAGCGCAAACAUUCUAUGCAUUUGGAACUGAAAUGAGCACUAUAGAGUAGCUUGAUAGACCUUGUGGAUGGUGUGAUUUCACUGUUAACUGCCUGUUUUCACUAGACACAACAUUAUGACCCUGUUUAUAACUGUAUAUAGGUGUUUAUUGUAAAUAACUUUUUAAUUUGCGCACAUGUAUGUUUACAAACUGCAGCCACGUGUGCAUCAUCCGUAAAAGGAAAAAAAAAGUUUCACUUUAAGUCGAGCCCUGUCCAAUGUAUUUUUGCCAAGCUUCCUCCUGGAUUGUGUUUUUUAAAAUUUAUUUACUUAUUUAUUUAAUUUAUUUCUGUAAGCCAAAUACAACAGGGAGAUAUGUCCUCGCACAUUUAUUAAUAAAAAAAGGGAAACAACUGUUUGUUUAAGAGUGCACUUCUAUUUUUUUCUUGGUAAAACUGAGUUGAAGCGGUUAGGUAAAAAGCCGCAGAAGCUUGCAACGAUCGCUAAUAUCAUUUGGAGGCAGUUUCUAAGUUUUCCGUGCAUGCUCUAAACCGUGAACACACGCAAAAGCAAAAUCGUCUACAUGCACUUCAGAAUUUGAACGCUCGAACUUUCUGUAAACAGAAAUUCUGAGUUUUGAAAGGAAGAAAUGAUUUUAAGAACCUAAACAUGCGAUAGAUGUUUGCAAUUGUGCUUUAAAAAUAAAAAAAAGUCUCAAAAUUCGGACAAUAGUGCUUUACAUAUCACACCAGAAGAACUUUUAAAUUAAAUACAUGUUGUCCCGACUCCUUUGCUUUACAUGAAAGUGGCAAAUGAACCUCUGUAGUUAGGCUCCUAGUUAGUUGCGGCAUUAUGAACUACGUUUGUGAUGCCACCUACUGCACUACUAGAACACUUUCCACCCCGAGAUUUAGCUAACAGGUUUUGGGUUAACUUUUGGACCCCUUGAUCAUUUUUCCCCGCUUCAUAAAAUGGAGGCGUUGAAUGAUCCAUUGUAGAAGACAACAAUUUUAACGCAAACACGCCUUUGAAUGAAUAGGAACAUGUACGGGUGUCUCACUUAGAUUCAUUGAUC
Stegostoma tigrinum is the source of this 3921-nucleotide messenger RNA. Its product is annotated as POU domain, class 4, transcription factor 1-like. The record is from RefSeq and is a predicted model, not a curated record. Gene Ontology annotation, biological process: regulation of transcription by RNA polymerase II. The transcript has 2 exons. Gene Ontology annotation, molecular function: RNA polymerase II cis-regulatory region sequence-specific DNA binding; DNA-binding transcription factor activity, RNA polymerase II-specific. Bases 324 to 1517 code for a protein of 397 amino acids. Lineage: Eukaryota; Metazoa; Chordata; Chondrichthyes; Orectolobiformes; Stegostomatidae.